Xyrauchen texanus (razorback sucker) is the source of this 2358-nucleotide messenger RNA. RefSeq names its product zinc finger protein GLIS1 (gene glis1a). The record is from RefSeq and is a predicted model, not a curated record. Gene Ontology annotation, biological process: regulation of transcription by RNA polymerase II. NCBI's taxonomy places the organism in Eukaryota, Metazoa, Chordata, Actinopteri, Cypriniformes, Catostomidae. Gene Ontology annotation, cellular component: nucleus. Gene Ontology annotation, molecular function: DNA-binding transcription factor activity, RNA polymerase II-specific; RNA polymerase II cis-regulatory region sequence-specific DNA binding. The transcript has 8 exons. Bases 140 to 1882 code for a protein of 580 amino acids.
AGUUGGUCCUGCAGCAGCGGAGAGUGGGAGCACAACAGUGAUUCAUCGGGUGCCUUUGGAAUCAUCACAUAUGUGGCACUACUGGAAACCCAUUUGAGAGACCAGAACCCACCAAGUAAUUUCUACAAUGAAAGUUUGAAUGUUCACAUUCAGAGGGAUGUGCUCAUACAACUCCAAUUGUACGGAAAAUAACUCAAAGAAUGUUAUGAGGCCUACUAUGCUUAGUCCUGCAGUUGCACAGCUGGAACAGUGUGGCUUUGUUAGCCACAGCAAUCAUGAUGAGUACUUUUUAAAUGGCCAUUUAAAUCAAGCAAUUCACAUGGAUGGUCUUAAGAUGUGCAGCCUGUCUGAGUAUGCUGUGUCGACAAGAACAGAUGAAUUUGAUAUGGUCUGUUCCACGGAAAGAGCCAUUGGGUCAUAUAUCAAUGGAGUAAAGAGUGGAUCAUCCUUCACUCUUUCAGAUGGAGAUAACCAAUCACAAGUUACUGAUACCUUGUCCCCCUCCUUAUUCUGCUCUUCCGUGUCCAUGUCAUCUUUCAGUGGCUUCUCACCAUCCUUCUUCUCUCCUUCCUCCAACCUCUCACCUGGCUCUUUGACUGAGUUGUAUCAGAAUUCUCCAUCUAUUUCAACUCUCUGUGGUCCACCUGAGGAACAACAUGAAUUUCUCUUCAGUUGUACACAGCAGCCGCAGGAAAAACCUCCAGAUGGGUGUCUGUUUCCCAGGUCUCCCAAACAGGAACCUGUUGCUGAAUUUCAGAUUUGUAACAAGAAGCUUCUACAGUUUGAAAACAAGGAGGAACUGCUUCAGUAUUUCUGUUCUGACUCAAAUGCAACCAAGGAACAAACCCAGCAAAUUAAUGUUUACCAUAGUCAGACAGUGCCAUCUCAGGAACUUUCUAUACUGCAUCAAUGCAAGAAUGGCUUGGGAUUGAGCAGGCUGCAUGGAAAUGAGGAAAUUAAUGGCCAUCUGAAGGAUGAACAACCAUGUCGGUGGAGUGAUUGUAGGGCUACUUAUGGGCAGAAAGAAGAACUGGUGAGGCACAUAGAGAAAGUUCACAUAGAUCAGCGAAAAGGGGAGGACUUUACCUGCUUCUGGGCAGGGUGUGUCCGUCGGCACAUACCCUUCAAUGCUCGAUACAAGCUGCUUAUUCACAUGAGAGUCCAUUCUGGUGAGAAACCCAACAAGUGCAUGUUUGAAGGCUGUAAUAAGGCGUUUUCCCGUCUGGAGAACCUAAAGAUACACUUACGCAGCCACACUGGCGAGAAGCCCUAUAUAUGCCAGCAUCCUGGCUGUCUCAAAGCCUUCAGCAACUCCAGUGAUCGAGCCAAACACCAGCGGACACACCUGGACACUAAACCAUAUGCUUGUCAGCUCCCAGGGUGCACCAAACGCUACACGGACCCCAGCUCCUUGCGCAAACAUGUCAAGACCCACACCAGUAAAGCCCUGCAGGCACAGGACAAGGGUCAGCUACGUAAUAAGGUGGAGCAGGAAGUUGUGGAUAUGUGCAUUGGCCUGCAGCAUCUCCAUGGCUCUACUCCUUCAGUACACAUCCCAUACCCCAGGUGUUCUGGCACCCUCAGUAAGAUUCAUCAAGAAAGCUUUACGGCAUACUCAGAGGAUGACGAAUCCUGCAGCAGAGUCUUAUCUGGAACCACCAAUAUGAGUGUGAAGCAAUCCACCAGACACUGCACCAUCAGCCCUCUCAACCAUCUUCCAAAUCACAAAAUGAAUCAGCAGAGUCUUUCUCCUCUGGUUUGUGGAAUCAACCUGGUCAGUGGAACAAAUGAGCUCCAGUCUGUCUCUGACAAACACAGCUCCUUCUUAAGCCCACAUCAAAAACUCAACCAGAUGUUUAAUGAAGUACCAAUAAAUCACUAAGGCCACUGCCUAACCCAUGACGCACAGCAAGGGAAUGGGAAUCACCCCGCUACAUGUCCUGUUCCUGUUGGGAUCCAUAAUCGCUGUCAAAAAGUCAGAUCCACUUUUCGUACACUCAGACGUGAGACACAUUUGAGCUAUUGCGCCUGAGAGCAGGUUAUGUGGAGGAAUGAUUUGAAAACUGGAGGGGACACAUUAAGACAUGCGUGAUUCAGGAAGUGGAAUUCUGGAUGAAGAUUCUCCGAUUACAACAGAACUGUGUGAGAAACACUGUGCUUGGGCAAUAAUCCUCUCAAAGAUUCCUCAAGCAUCGAGUCAGAGAUAAGACUGUCUCGAAAGAGAAAUUCCCCCGAUUUGGCACUGAUGAUGACCUUGCAUACUAUUUUUUUUAAAAUUCUAAAUAGACACUGUUGUUUGUGUUUAGUGUGGCUAGAGAAUGGGAUUGAAAAGAGAUACUUUUUACAUUGAGUUUGUAA